Molecule: messenger RNA, 1469 nt
Organism: Saprolegnia parasitica CBS 223.65
Lineage: Eukaryota; Oomycota; Saprolegniomycetes; Saprolegniales; Saprolegniaceae
Exons: 2
Coding region: 47-1423 (458 amino acids)
Biological process (GO): proteolysis
Cellular component (GO): mitochondrion
Molecular function (GO): metal ion binding; metalloendopeptidase activity
Source: RefSeq, a predicted model, not a curated record
CGCACUUUUCUUUGAGGUGCAGUCAGAGUCAACAACCAUCUCUACGAUGCUGUCCAAGAGCGUGCAACGUCUUUCGCGCGGCUUCUCCUCCAAGUCGUUCCCGGCCUACGUGCUCAACGCCCCGGCGACCGAGGUGACCACGCUCGCCAACGGCCUCCGCGUCGCCUCCGAGGGCGGCCACGGCGAGACGGCCACGGUCGGCGUCUGGAUCGGCGCCGGCUCGCGCUACGAGACCGAGGCCAACAACGGCGCGGCCCACUUCUUGGAGCACAUGGCCUUCAAGGGCACGGCCAAGCGCACGCAGCAGCAGCUCGAGAUGGAAAUCGAAAACAUGGGCGGCCACCUCAACGCGUACACGAGCCGCGAGCAGACGGUCUACUACGCCAAGGUGUUCAAGAAGGACGUGCCGCAGGCGCUCGAUAUCUUGAGCGACAUCUUGCAGAACUCGAAGCUCGACGAAGCGGCCAUUGAGCGUGAACGCGACGUCAUCUUGCGCGAGAUGGAGGAAGUCAACAAGCAGCAGGAAGAAGUCAUCUUUGACCGCCUGCACGAGACGGCCUUUAUGGGCAACGGUCUUGGCCGCACGAUCCUCGGCUCGGAAGAAAACGUCCGCAGCUUGAGCAAGGGCGACUUGCAGGACUACAUUGCCACGCACUACACGGCGCCCCGCAUGGUCGUCGCCGGUGCCGGCGCCGUCGACCACUCGCAGCUCGUCGACCUUGCCCAGAACUGCUUUGGCAACCUCCCGACGGAGCCCCGCGUCGCCCCGACGUUGGAGACGCCCCGCUUUGUCGGCUCGGACAUCCGUCUUCGCGACGAUGACAUGUCGUUGGCCCACGUCGCCAUCGGUUUCGAGGGCUAUGGCUGGACCUCGGAGCACUCGUUCCCGCUCCUCGUCAUGCAGACGUUGCUUGGCAGCUGGGACCGCACCUCGAGCGCUGGCAUGAACAUGUCGUCCAAGCUGGGCCAGGUCGUGGCCGAGCAGGAGUUGGCUCAUUCGUUCAUGUCGUUCAACACGUGCUACCAGGACACGGGUCUCUUUGGCGUGUACGCUGUCGGCGACAAGUACAAGCUCAACGACUUGACGUGGUACAUCAUGGAAGCCAUGGUCCGCCUCGUGCACAAGACGUCGGACGAAGAGGUUGAGCGCGCCAAGACGCAGCUCAAGGCGUCGAUCUUGAUGCAGCUCGACGGCUCGUCGCCGGUCUGCGAAGACAUUGGUCGCCAGCUCUUGGUCUACGGCCGCCGCUUGACGCCCGCCGAGAUCUUUGCGCGCAUCGACGCGGUCGACGCCGCCGCCGUCCGCGCCACGGCCGACCAGGUCAUCAACGACAAGGAGCACGCCCUUGCCGCCGUCGGUCCCAUCCACGAGUUGCCCGACUACAACUUCAUCCGCCGCCGCUCGUACUGGUUGUCGCGUUAAAUAGAGAACUCUAGACUCAAUCGAAAGCGACGUUUGUUGUACAUGU